UGUGCUCAACCUGAGGAAGUGGAACCGCAACUUCACGGAAGAAUGCCUACAGAGGUCAAUGGCGCGCUGCCAGUGGUAGCUGGAGACGUCCUCGCACUGAGAGGCACCGGCUUAGCCGCUGCAGAAACCUGGGCUCUACUCUGUCAAGCUGCCCAGGCCCUCCAAGAUCUCUUUCUCUCCAAUGGAGGUGUUGUUGGUGGAUCGCGUGCAGGACCAGUGGUAACACCUCACACACUGGAGCUAACGCCGAGAGGUAGAGUGACGCUACAGCUGGCACCACCGGAAACAGCCCGAGCAUAUUUACCACCCGAAUACAGGCCUGGUCGCAUGUACUCGGAUACAGACUCAGAGAAGAUGUGGAUGUACUCCUUGGGCCGAGCGCUGGUGGACACAACACCCCGAGUAGCUGCACUGACAGGUUCGGUAUCAGUAUCCCCUACAUCAGCCCUGCAAUCUGUACUGGCUGCCAUGACUGAGCCAGAUCCUCGCCGACGGGCUUCCCUCAUGAAUCUACUCGAUGUAAUUUCGGAGUACUGUCGUACGCGCCUUCAGUCGAAGCCUUUCACUCACAUCGUCAUGGAUAUGUAUAGAGAGGUGGUAAGAUCUUCGCAGUAUGCAGCUCGUAGACGUCUUGCGAUGCAGUCUCGCAUGAUAAAUAUGAAACCCCAGCGACACCCUCCGAAUCAUCCUCAACCACCCCCACCGCCAGCACCAUCGCACUACUUAAAACAUCAAGCCAAAGGGAAUCUGUUCAAGUCACAGUCUCGUAAUUCUCGGUCUCAUCCAAAUCUUCAGAGUCUUUCUGGUCAUGAGCCAACAUUAUCCAGCCCAAAACCCCAAUUUCAAUCGCAAAUGAACAUUGAGUCAAUAAAUCCACCGGGUAACAGUGUUGAUGUACAUCAUGGACGAACAAAUUCACAACCAGUUACAACUGAACGUACAAUUGGUAUCACGCAAACUAGAAGUAAUCACAAUUUAGCGAUAAAUGGUGAACAGAUUCAACCUAGUAACAAUGUGUACAGCGAUCCCAUUUAUGCAUUACCAGUCAAGCCGUUUCUCAGCUCUCAGGAUGUACGGGUGAAUGGACUGUCAGCGAAAUCAACGGUACAACGGACAGACGUUUAUGCACAACCAGUGAGAGUUCGGCGUGUACGUAAUGGUGGAUCAUCGCAACCUAACAUUGCUCAUCUCGGUAGAAUGGCCGGUGAUGAGGUUGUUUAUGGUACUGGUAGAAAUUGUCCACCAGCAUUGCUGCAUCGACAGUAUUCCAAUCCUCAGUUGCCGAGUAGGAAUUCAACUGAUGGCAAUGGGGGAUUGAGAAAUCAUGUGUCUAAUCAAGGAGUAGGGAGUAGACUCAGGGUUUUCACGGGUAAUUCGGAUCAACAGGAUCACGUGCAGCGGAAUGUUGAGGCAUCUGUUAAGGGUGUACAUGGCCCAGUUCCACCGAAGCCACCGAGGAUAAUUACGAGUGUCAAUCGACCAGCAGCACCUCUGCCUGAUACUAAUGGCGAGCCACCACCCAAACCACCAAGGAACGCUAUCCGCAAUGGACCAAGGGCAAGACGCGGUAAGCCGGUCCAAAGGGCUCCGUCAAGAUUAUAUCGAGCUAUUACUGGACCCACCAGAUGUCUCAAUAAAACACAGUGUGUUGGACCGGAGUUUGUCGUUCGCGCCAAUCAACCAUCGAAAUUACUCACUGUGGGGGAUGUAAAGAACGGCUGUGGCGGAAGAAUAGUUGUGAUAUUACUCACUGGACAACGGAUUGACGUGACCUGUGAUCCCCAAAAGAUAACAGCCGGCGAGCUCUUUCAGGCAAUCGUUCAAGCGGAAUCACUCGACGAGAACUUUACCCUUGGUCUGGCGGCAUUAUUGGCCGGGGAUUUUGCUAUGUUACCACCGGAGACUAAGCUAAAUAAGGUAGCGCCUCCAGGCUGGUUAAAUAGUGGCAAAAGUAAGGGUCCCCUGGGUCUGCCGACCAGCUUUAUGCUUUAUCUACGUCUGCGAUUCUUCCUUCCCUCCUUGAGAGGAAUCAGAAGUUGGAUAUCCAAGCACUUGCUCUAUCUCCAAAUAAGAAGAUGCAUACUGGAGCAGCAAUUAGUUUGCCCUUUGACCCAACUCGUUAACCUAACGGGUCUAGCCCUGCAGGCGGAGUUUGGUAACUACAGUGUAAACGAGCACGGACGAGGUGAUUAUUUCCUGUUAGAACACUACAUCCCCGAGUCGCUUAUUCUCAAUCCGGACCAUCAGAAUUCCCAUUUGACCACAGAGGCCCUGAAAUCCCGCUUGCAUCAAGCCCAUCGCGAUCGUCGUGGUCUUGACGCGAAUAGCGCUGAAGAAAUGUUCAUAACUCAUGCACAAGGCCUUCACGAUUACGGCUCACACUUUUACAUCGCCACAGUGGACACCAGGGAGUUGGAAAAAAUUGCCGAUAGAAUUAAAAAAAUCGAGGCAAAUCACCCACCAAGCGGCCCCGCUGAUCGUGCAUUAUAUCCUGACACUGAUAACAUAUAUCAAAUUGAUGGCGCCGACUACUCACUGUACGGUAAAAUUGAAUAUUCGAGGCCGGCGACUUACGGAAAUAUUGAACCCACAGAGAUGAUGAAAAAUCAUAAAGACGACAUUUACUCGGUUCCGAAGAAACCCUCCGGCGUGAGUGUUGCUGAAAAGAACAACAAUAACAUCAGUAACAACAGUCACAAUAAGUCUCGAUCUAAAAAAUCGGAGACCAAUGUGUGGCUCGCCAUACACGGCCAGGGGUUGAAGUUGUUUGAGCGGGCUGGUAGACCUAGAGAAAGGACCGAAUUAAUUCGCGUUCAGUGGCGAGAUAUUCAGACACUGAGUUACAGUAAGAAUUGCCUAGUUGUUUACACAAAGUUUGGGGGAAAAAGGGCGAAAUUCAAACUUCGAAUGGAUCAUAAGAAGAGUUACUAUGCGUUUAAACUCACAUCACUGCAUCAUCAAUUCUUCCUCAAACUCAAGUCUGAGCUUACUUCGCUCCAGGGUUUGCAUAAGGACUUUGGGGUGGCAUUGACGACUGAGAGUAACUCGCCGAAGGUAAAGAGUGGUGGGAAAACUUCAUCAUCGAAGAUAUCUAUUGCUGAGGGGGGUAAGGGUGGUGAUCAGAAAGCUAUUCCCUUGGAGGAGUUGCAGAAUAAGGAGAAUGAGAAUCCUCAGAGGGAUGUGGGGCAGGGAAAGUGCGAUGAUGAUGAGCCAGUUUGUUAUACUCCUGAGGAGGAUGCACUUUAUGCACAGGUUAAUGCGAGGCUUGAGCCUGAGGGGGCGUCCAGGGACACUGAGGAUGAGGGGGAGAGAGCGGAGAGGCAGAUGAGGAUUGAGGAAGCCGAGGGGGAGGCCAGGGAUAAGGGGGCUGAUGGCGACUACAGUUACUCGAAUAUUGGGGGGACUUAUGGGGGGGUUAAGCAGGGGUCGAGUGAGGAGAGGGUGGAAGUUAAACAUCCAGAGGAACUUUAUGCAGCGAUCAAUAAGUCUUUGAGCAAAAAGAAUGGCUAUCCCACGCCAGAGGAGGUCUGGGAUGUGUCGGGAAAGAAUGGGGCGACGAAGAAUCUUGCGAAGGUAAAAACAUCGAGCCUCCCGAACUACGGAACUCCACGUCAGAGCACUGGUUUCCGGACACCGAGUCUUCCACGGCGGCUGGGGGUAAAAAUGGGAACUCGGGCGAUAUACAGCAGUCUGGUUCAACGAGAUCCCAGCCUUGCCGACGACCUAGAAUCCCUCUCGCUGAAAUCAGACACCGCCUCCUCGAUUCAAUCGGCAUCUGUACAUUCCACAGAGUCUCCGAUGCCCGAGGCUUAUGUACUCAACGCAGAUAUCAGAACUGACGAUGAGACAUUUAGAAUAGCCAACGACGAGAGCAUGUCAGCAUCGCUGGUGGCGAGACUCGAGGAGUUGUCAUUCACCGAGGAGAGAAUUCUCCAUACGAUAAAGCUGGAAAGGGGUCACGGGGGGAGUAUAGGGCUGCAGGUUACCGAGGGUAACGACGGAGGAGUAUAUGUCCAGGCAGUUUCCGUUGGAGGAUCCGCCGAUAUGGCUGGAAAUGUCAAUAAAGGUGACAGAAUUGUCGCAAUAAACGGGCAGAGUUUACUUAAUCUCCGUUACGAGGAUGCCCUGAAGUUGCUGCAGAGUUCAUCGGAAACUGUUGAGCUCGUUUUAUCUCAGUUCACAUCUAACAGAGCUGAUGCACUGAGGCAACAUCACCAGGAGCCAAUUGUUAAUAAUUAUCUCCAAAAUUUGAGAUUUGAUAUCUCGUCGGAGGCCGACGUGUCCGGGAUGACUAGCAAGUGGCUAUCCCAUAAGUGCGGGGAUGUUGCUUCAGUGCAGAAUACGUCCAGUGCAUAUAGCAGUGCUGCCUCGAGUGCAAUGGGUAAUCACAAUAUCAACGUGUAUCAGAUUGAGGAUGGCUUUGCACUCAAUUCAGCCAGUAUGUUGCUGAGCAUCGAGGACUUUGACGUUAGCAGAACGAGUCGUCAAGUUUUUAUUUAAAAAGUCGACCCAGAAAACCCACCUCCAGUGCCGCCUCGCCGAAAACGUCGUCGGCCAUUACCCCAGGGUGCC
Molecule: messenger RNA, 4572 nt
Organism: Diachasma alloeum
Lineage: Eukaryota; Metazoa; Arthropoda; Insecta; Hymenoptera; Braconidae
Exons: 14
Coding region: 43-4500 (1485 amino acids)
Cellular component (GO): cytoskeleton
Molecular function (GO): protein binding
Source: RefSeq, a predicted model, not a curated record